Molecule: messenger RNA, 567 nt
Organism: Loa loa (African eye worm)
Lineage: Eukaryota; Metazoa; Nematoda; Chromadorea; Rhabditida; Onchocercidae
Exons: 4
Coding region: 1-567 (188 amino acids)
Biological process (GO): negative regulation of transcription by RNA polymerase II; chromatin organization
Cellular component (GO): pericentric heterochromatin
Molecular function (GO): chromatin binding
Source: RefSeq, a predicted model, not a curated record
AUGAUAGCAAAUCUAUAUUAUGAUGUUAAGAUUGCGCGAUCUCAGGAUGCAGAACUUUGUAACAGUAUACACUUGCACAAAUUUGCAUAUAUUAAGAUAAAAUUGGCUCAGUUUGUUUUUGAUCAGAUCGGUGACCAAAUGAUGAAUAUCGAUUCCAUAAAGAUUACUGAUGCCGUUGAGGAAGAUUUAGAAACAAAUGAAACCAAUAAAAAUGAAAGCAAAAAUGAAAACGGAGAAAAAGAUAGCGACGAGGAUGAGCUGGAUGAUGAUGAAUUCGAAGUGGAUCGCAUCCUAAAUGUUGCUGCAAUGGAUGGAGAAGUGAAAUAUCAGGUACGGUGGAAAGGUUACGGAUCAGAUGAAGACUCUUGGGAACCUGAAUGGAAUCUGGAAACAGCACGACUAAUCCUUGAUAAAUAUAUUGCAAGUCAUCAGGACGAGAGAAAUAAAUUACGACGAAGUUCUAGCUCGGAAUAUUCAGAAACUGCCAAGACAAUGAAUAUUCGAGACAGGAGAAAUGAUAGCGAUAGUGGUGAGGACUAUGAAGUUUUCAAGAAGCGCAAGAGGUAA